CCCAGUUAAAUAAAAGCCCAUAAACACUCCUCGGCUGGGGAAAAGGAAAACGUAAAAAUUCAAAAAGGAAUUCGCAAAACCCCUGUCGUAUGUUCCUCCUCACCUGAGAAAUUCAACCACAAUUGCCGCCCCCGCCGGCGGCAGCACCGCCACUGUCGACGCCACUAUCUUUCACUCUUACUCCAAGCUCAACUCCUCCACUGCAAACAACCACCACACCAACAAUCAUAAUAAUAAUAAUCACGGCGGUCAUCAUUCUCGCCGCAGCAGCGCCACCAAUUUCACCACUCCUGACAUUGUUUUCCCUUCCUGGAAGCCAUCCGAACGCGUUCUUCGUUUUACAACCGACCAGAUAGAGGAGGUUCGCUUAAGGCUUAAUGUCGAAGUCAUAGUAGGUCCUGAUUCACCUCCUGCACCAGCGCCUAUUGAGUCGUUUACAGACAUGGGUUUGCAUUCAAGCAUUAUGAAGGAUAUAACGUUUCAUGGAUAUACGAUGCCAACUUCAAUCCAGGCGCAAGCCAUGCCGGUUGCCCUCAGUGGGAGGGACCUUUUAGGUUGUGCUGAAACUGGUAGUGGAAAAACUGCUGCCUUCGCCAUUCCUAUGAUACAUCCACCUGUUAGACGAGGCGAUGGACCGCUUGCAUUGGUGUUGGCUCCUACGAGAGAGCUUGCCCAGCAGAUAGAGAAGGAGGUGAAGGCUUUCGGUAAAUCAUUGGAAUCUCUUGGAACUGCUAUUGUGGUUGGUGGGACUAAUAUUUCUGAUCAGAAGUCUGAACUGCGAAUGGGAGUGGAUAUUGUGGUUGCAACUCCUGGAAGAUUUAUUGAUCAUUUGCAACAGAAAAAUACAUCACUCUCUAGGAUCUCUUUUGUCGUUCUUGAUGAGGCUGAUAGGAUGCUUGAUAUGGGAUUUGAACCACAGAUAAGAGAGGUGAUGCAGAAUCUUCCUGAAAAACAUCAAACAUUGUUGUUUAGUGCAACCAUGCCUGUAGAGAUUGAAAUACUAGCGCAGGAGUAUUUGAGGGAUCCAGUGCAAGUAAAGGUAGGGAAAGUUAGUAGCCCAACGGCAAAUGUUAUGCAAGUUUUGGAGAAGGUGCCUGAAAAUGAAAAGAUAGAUCGGCUUCUUGGGAUGCUUGUUGAGGAAGCUGCAAGGGCUGAAAAUUUUGGCCACCCAUUCCCUUUAACAAUUGUUUUUGUGGAACGGAAGGUGGAACUGGUUCAACCUACUUUGCUCUAUGUCAUUUCUCUCUUUUUUCCGUAUUAAAGUAAAGUAAAUACCAAUGUGGAAUACAUGACUUUCUCUUAGGAGUUAAACUGGGUCAUCUUGUCAGUGAUCUACUCUCAGAGUGCCUGAUUCGCAUAAAACAUUAAUUGCUUUGGCUGUGAUGUUUGCUUAGGAAAUGUGUAAAGUCAUCAUCAUGGAAAAAAAUUAUUUAGAUCGGAAAUAGUGAAUCAUUUGGAUGUCAAAAACUUGGUUACACUAUCUUACGAUAUUUAUUAUUAUGGCUGUUUAUGUACC
Molecule: messenger RNA, 1516 nt
Organism: Oldenlandia corymbosa var. corymbosa
Lineage: Eukaryota; Viridiplantae; Streptophyta; Magnoliopsida; Gentianales; Rubiaceae
Source: the annotation of a GenBank genome assembly